GGAGACGUCUCCCGUAUCAGUCGAGGAGGAUAUAAUUUACAGGAGGCACUUGGCUGGCCUGUCUCUGAAUAUGAAGAAACUCGUGCUUUUGUUUCACAACUAGCCCGUGAAUAUCUAAAAGCCAACAAGUCCUGGAAGCUCCAAGCACAGCCCAGAUUAGCCAUUGUGUAUGCAGAGGCGCAGAAACAAUAUCCUAUCCUUGAACGUUAUGAUGGAAGUUGGGUUGUUGGCGAUAUGCUCUGUAUAUAUUUGAAAAAUAGUUGUAGCCAUGAUACUUAG
Messenger RNA from Suillus paluster, 279 nucleotides. RefSeq lists its product as uncharacterized. NCBI's taxonomy places the organism in Eukaryota, Fungi, Basidiomycota, Agaricomycetes, Boletales, Suillaceae. The record is from RefSeq and is a predicted model, not a curated record. The annotation marks the transcript as partial. The transcript has 3 exons.